AUGUCCACGGCGCCACUUGGUCCAAAGGCAAAACGCCCACCUAAGCGUUUCGCACCGCUCGAUCCGACGCUACAGCACGACAGGGACCUCCCAAAGCUGAAGGGUAUCAUAUUCGAUGUGGACGGCACGUUAUGUCUCCCUCAGAACUACAUGUUUCGUGAGAUGCGCUCUGCCUUGGGUAUCCCGAAAUCCAUCGACAUAAUUGACCAUAUACGGUCGUUGUCCAACGAGCCAGACGGGGAGCAUCCCGCAACUGAACCGCCACAUUCACCGCUCGACCCGACGCAACCGCCGUCUGAAGAAAUGCUCUCUCCGACCAGCGACACCGACCCGGAUCCGGCCCCAUCGUCGCCCCAGUCGCGUGCCGUGGCUACGAUCAAAGCCAUCGAGCGUAAUGCGAUGACCUCCCAGCGCCCUCAACCUGGACUGCAGGAGUUGAUGGCCUACCUCACGCGUCGGGGAGUGCCGAAGGCUCUGUGCACGAGGAACUUCCCGGCGCCGGUGCACCAUCUGCUCAGCACGUUUGUGCCGGACGAGAAGUUCCACCCCAUCAUCACGCGCGAGACCGAGGGCGUCCAGCCGAAACCGAGUCCGGAGGGGCUGUGGACGAUUGCGUCGCAGUGGGGGCUUGACAAGGAUGUCGACGACAGGGUGUUGGAUGGUAUCACAGUUCAUACUGGUCCAGAGGGCGAGAUAGAGGUCGAUCCAUUGGAGGUCACGAAGAGUGUUCUCGGGUCGGGAUUGAUCAUGGUGGGAGACAGUAUCGACGACAUGGCGAGCGGGUAUAGAGCUGGUGCGGCGACGGUGCUGUUGGUCAAUGACGAGAAUCAGCACUUGGAAAGCCACGAGUAUACCGGGUUGUGCGUGAAAAGGUUGGAUGAGUUGAUUGAUAUUCUGGAACGGGGGUUUAAGGAGAUGAGUGCAUCGUGA
Messenger RNA from Exophiala oligosperma, 930 nucleotides. RefSeq lists its product as uncharacterized. The record is from RefSeq and is a predicted model, not a curated record. The transcript has 2 exons. Lineage: Eukaryota; Fungi; Ascomycota; Eurotiomycetes; Chaetothyriales; Herpotrichiellaceae. The coding region runs from base 1 to 930 and encodes 309 amino acids.